UUAUAUCUUUACAGUUAGUUUCUUGGCCGAUUUUGAAAAGUUCGGAGGUACCAGCACGUCUGGUUUCGUCCGAAUUUCGUAGUGUAAAGUUAGCUGAAUUUCGAAUUCGCGUGUUAGCGUGAUAAGGAGCAGUCAUUUUUUUCGAGUGAACGUGCGUGUCCACCGUUCGAUUUGGAAUUAGCAUAUCCUGUGACCCGAAAGCGGUUGUGCGAGCAGGGAAGAGGAGUUGCAGCAGUCAGAGGAGGAGCAGGAGGAUUCCUUUCCGCAGAUCCCCUGAAGCGGGAGGAAAGCCGCCACGUUGGAAGGAAAACGGCUUUUCACUGCAGUUAAUAAAUUUUUAACUGGUUCAACAAUAGCCCGCGAGUUUCGCCAACUAAUGACGAGGAACGCGGCUUUGAGUGGUGAUGAGCCCGACGAGGACCAGACGUCGGCGGCUGGAGCCGAGGGAGAGGAUCAGGAGGAUCUGGAUGAGUCGGUCCAGGAUGUCGAACAGCCGGGAGAUGAGGGUCACCAACGCAGCAGCGAGCAGCAACCAUCAACAGAGCAGCGCCGUCAGAGGCCGCGAAAGAAACUAACAACGUCCCAAGACAAGCAACCACAACGAAGUGCUGCCAUUUCGCAUCCAGACCAGGCGGAUGCGGAUGCGGACACUGACUCCAGCUCAUGCGAGGGCAUAAAAGUGGGUCAGCGGAGGAGCACACGGGUCAGCUACGCACAGAGGAACCUCCAGGUGGACGAACUGGAUGACUACGACUACGACGAAGAGGAGGAGAUGGAGGACGGCGAGGAGGAGGAAGAGUCCUACGACGACUACGAACAGUCCUCGAAGCCUGGAGGGCGUCUGCCUCCUCCGCGGACCGCCUUAAGUGUCCGUAGCAGACGCAAGACGAAAACCCGUCAAAUAUCCUAUGCUUCCUCGGACUUAGAGUUGGGAAUUGACGAAGGUCCAAACCUGAUCGAGGGCGAGUCGAUGGACAAACGCCGCUGCAUCUCCAAGGGACAGAUGAGGGAGUUCCGUGAAGCCUUUCGGCUUUUCGACAAGGACGGCGAUGGCUGCAUCACCAAGGAGGAACUGGGCACUGUGAUGCGAUCGCUGGGACAAUUUGCCAGGGUGGAGGAGCUGCAAGAGAUGUUGCAGGAGAUUGACGUGGAUGGCGAUGGCAAUGUCAGUUUUGAGGAGUUCGUUGACAUCCUGUCGAACAUGACUUAUGAGGACAAGUCAGGUCUAUCCUCUGCCGAUCAGGAGGAGCGUGAGUUACGCGACGCCUUCCGAGUUUUUGACAAGCACAACCGGGGAUAUAUCACAGCUUCCGAUCUGCGAGCCGUGCUGCAGUGUCUCGGCGAAGAUCUCGACGAGGAGGACAUUGAGGACAUGAUCAAGGAGGUGGAUGUGGACGGUGACGGACGCAUCGACUUCUAUGAGUUCGUUCACGCUUUAGGGGAACCGGAAGACUCGCAAGAGAACGACGACGAGGAGGAGAACACCACAUCGCCGCUACCCACGCCGAAAUCGGCAAUUUCUCUCAGCUACGACUAAUCGAUAAUCGAAUUCGUUACAUGUCCAUAUUGAUUGAUUGCUUACAGACGAAUUCAAGUUAAAAUUAAAUAAUGGAUUAAACCGAUACUCGAGCCACGGAUUGUCGACCUGCAAUAAUAUGAACAGCAAGGAUGUUCAGCAAUCGAACGACAGAGACUAGCAAGGUAUUGCUUAUUUGUUAUCGACUUUUUCGACUAUUAAGCCAAGGUUAAUCGAUAGCACAUCGAUCGACCAGCAUUAGCCAAUCAAAUGAACUAGAACUCAUCAAGAUUAUUACAUUAAGACCAGCUUUCUCGUCUUCAUGGUAGGCUCAGGCAAGUGGGUUUUAGUUUAGUUCAGAAUACCAAUGGAAAUGCAUAGCCUAAAACCCAGUUUUGGCAUUCCAUGAAGGCGGGAAGACGGCUAAUCAAUUGACCGAACGCACAGCUAAUCAAAUUAAAGCGAUUAUUAAAUAUCUAUAACCUAUUGAAUAAUCGAAUAACCAAUAAACGAUUUACUUUACAUCGAUAUAUAAGGGAAACUAACUCCAAUUUUAAAUCGCCAUCUCUACCUUUCCACUUAGGUCCAAUUGGAAAUCUAAACUAAUUUUAGCUUGUAACCGACAUAGAUACUUACAAUAUCUACCAUAUCCAACUUAGUAGCACAAAUACAUAUAUAUUUCAAGACAUAUCAUUGAAGACGCCUCUGUAAAUGUGUUUCGUAAGCCCUACUGAACCCCCAUCCUUAUAAAUAUACACCCACCAGUCCCUUUAGCUCCCUGUCCCUCCUGUUAUUAACCCCCUUUCCCUUUCUCUCUCCAUUUUUGAGUAGCUUACAUAAAUUUAUUUAUUUACAAAAUAUUUGCUCAACUAUUGCUGGUGCAGCAGAGCAGCCAAAAUACCAAACUAAAGCUUGCUAAUUCGAAAACUCUUUAAGUAUUAAACGAACAAUUUAAUGUAAUUUACAAUUUACAAUUUUAAUCUAUAUUUCAAAUCGAAAAUCCAA
Messenger RNA from Drosophila eugracilis, 2521 nucleotides. Its product is annotated as probable calcium-binding protein CML12. Lineage: Eukaryota; Metazoa; Arthropoda; Insecta; Diptera; Drosophilidae. Gene Ontology annotation, molecular function: calcium ion binding; enzyme regulator activity. The coding region runs from base 377 to 1537 and encodes 386 amino acids. The record is from RefSeq and is a predicted model, not a curated record. The transcript has 5 exons.